Periophthalmus magnuspinnatus is the source of this 2694-nucleotide messenger RNA. It is a transcript of the gene vax2, whose product is annotated as ventral anterior homeobox 2. The transcript is spliced from 3 exons. Lineage: Eukaryota; Metazoa; Chordata; Actinopteri; Gobiiformes; Gobiidae. The record is from RefSeq and is a predicted model, not a curated record. Gene Ontology annotation, biological process: brain development; regulation of DNA-templated transcription; central nervous system development. Gene Ontology annotation, molecular function: DNA-binding transcription factor activity, RNA polymerase II-specific; DNA binding. Bases 439 to 1320 code for a protein of 293 amino acids.
AAGUGACGUCAGGUGUUCCUUUCUCGGUAAAGUGGUUCGUGUCGCCUAAGAUCUGAGCCACACUCAGCACCUCACGGCCGCAACGGAGGUCUGUGUGAGAACAGUCAUAUCAGUCACAGUGCACGCGCUCGUCCCGCGGACACAUCCCCCCUUAGCUCCACGAGAGCCCCCCUAGACCUCCUCAGACCCGAUUAGCCUAGAACUAUGCCCCGGACUCAGCGCUGACCCGAUCCGGACACACUCAAACUUUUGCUUUGUUUCUCCGUGAGUCCUGUAGCCACCGUGGACUCGUCAUGUGGGACCCGUGAGCACUGGCCCAUGGCUGGACCGAGGUUUGUUUAGACUUGGGGCAUGCGGAUAGUGGACCACGGACACAGACACGAGACACAGUCCACGCGAGGUUAAGCGCGAGCAGAGUAUUAGCAAACACCCUUGUAAAUGUUUGACCAAACCACGGCGAUGGGAGAUGGGAGCCACCGCUGUGGACCCAACCCGCUGUGCCCGGACCGGAGCCGGUCCCCGGUGCAGAGCUCCACGGACACACCGGGCACCUCUGCCUCCACCCCUACGUCCUCGAGCGAAGACGGCCACGACAAACUGUUGGGAGUGGACCCGGACUACUGCCGCAGGAUCCUGGUCAGAGAUGCCAAAGGCACGAUAAGAGAGAUUGUGUUGCCCAAAGGCCUGGACUUGGACCGGCCCAAACGCACGCGGACGUCGUUCACGGCGGAGCAGCUGUACAGGCUCGAGCUCGAGUUUCAGCGCUGUCAGUACGUGGUGGGGCGCGAGCGCACUGAACUGGCCCGACAGCUCAACCUCUCUGAGACACAGGUCAAAGUUUGGUUUCAAAAUCGAAGGACGAAGCAGAAAAAGGACACUACGAAGGACUCAGACAAACGUUCUUCCUCCACUUCCGAGUCUCUGGCAACCUGUAACAUCCUGAGGCUCCUGGAGCAAGGCAGGCUCCUGUCAGGACCGGCCCCCCCUCCUAACCCCCUCCUGGGACCCCCGCCGCACCCCAAUGGCUCCCUCCUGAGCAGUCCCGGAGCUUCUUCCACCUCCCCCAGCAUCAGCAGCACCCCACCCAGCUCCCUGCCCGGGGGUACCUUUGGGCUCUCCCUGCCCUCUUUGGGGGGUACCCCUCCCUCACCACGCCUGGGUGUCCCGCCUCCACACUCUCUGUGCUUCUCCAUGCCACUGCUAGGGGGCGCUCACCACGAACUGACCUCUGCUUAUGGCUGCGGCUCCUCUGCCUUUGAGCCAUACAUGCGACUGGACAGAAAGGAGGCGGACCUGGGGGGGAAGAAGACAGUCUCCUAAACGAUAUUGAGUAUUUGAGGUGUUUACGCUGAUAUCGGUUUGACUGUUAAAGAGAAACCACCCAAGGAAGGAGGAACUUUUUGUUUUUGUCAAACUUGACCAGGACGAGAUGUGAAGGAGAAAAACUCUUCCACAAUAAAAAAAAAAAAGACUUGUGAAUUUCUGCCCUGUUGUGUGUCGCCCUGACGACUCUCAGUGGUUUUAAGUGACUCUCACUUUUGUCCCGUGCGUUUGUGUGUGUGCUGUUUCUCUAUACAGGCCUUCAUUUUACUGUUCAGGAAAAAAAUACUUGACUUGGAUCAUUCAGUCUAAAGCAGCAUUGAAUGGAAACCGUGUUUUUCAAAAAUAGCAGUUUGUACACAUCUCUCAUCCAAGUGGCCAUGUUUGAGUUUAGUUUUGUGCUAUCACUUAUGAAACUGAAAAAAAAUGAAUUGUAGCAUCUUAAUAUCAGUCUGUUAUGUGUCCAGAGGUAGUUUUGUAAAAUCUUUAUUUGGUUGUGUUUGUGUAAGAAACAAUAUUUGGUAGGAUCUGGUCAGAACGGUACAAAAUCACAUAUCUAGAUCCAAUUAUAGGGGAAAAAAGAAAACAAAAGCUGGUUAGACUCUGCCAAAGCAAGAAAUGAUGAAGCUUCACAACACGGACAGGCUUAUUUUACACUUUUGAAUCACUAGUUCACAUUGUCUGUAAAAAUACUUUGACCAAGUUUGUGGAAAAACAUUGUAAAGACGUUUAUUUAAGCUUAAAAUUCAGCUCUUAAAAUCAGUUAUAUUUUAUCAUCUUUCACAGACUGUACAUUUUAAAUAAGCUAGGCCCUCUAAAAAUACCCCGAAACAUUAUUUAUAUUUUAUUUUGAUGUUCCCUUUUUUGUUGACGUUUUUGUUCAGGCUUCUCACUCAAAGCACUUUAUGUUUGUAGUUUUUUUUCCCCAAUAUUUCCCCCCGUCUUUGGCUUCUGAAGCUAUUUAAUUAUAAUUGAAAACACGUAGGUCGACUUGGGCAAGUUGUUAGAAUCCAAUCUAGAAAUAAACAUUUUAAUUUGCAUGUUUUAAUUCAUACAUUUGAAUAAUCACACAGAAAGCUGCAGAUGUAUUGGAUCUAUUUGAAUUUUCUUUCAUAUGAUGUUGCGUUUUGCUUUGACACCCAAAGAAAAUCAAAAAUCACCCACAAGAACCUGCAAUUUGUAACCGCUUGCCCCCUAUUUGCGCGUGUCAUUCCGAGUUAUUGCCCCCUCUGUCUCUAGUCGGAAAUGGUUUAGCUUGGAGCAGACCAUUUUUCUACGUAUCUAUUCAUUUUUCCAUUGUGAGUUGUAAUGCGUUUUUCCUCAAGGUGAUUCCCUGGCUAUUAAAAUCAGACCCUCCUAUGACAUCCAAAGCAG